Saccostrea cuccullata (small rock oyster) is the source of this 1459-nucleotide messenger RNA. RefSeq lists its product as uncharacterized. Lineage: Eukaryota; Metazoa; Mollusca; Bivalvia; Ostreida; Ostreidae. The record is from RefSeq and is a predicted model, not a curated record. The coding region runs from base 334 to 1116 and encodes 260 amino acids. The transcript is spliced from 2 exons.
UUUCAGAAAUGGAAGAAUAAACAGGAGAAGUUGGCAUCGUCGUCAACGUGGGCACAGGACGUGAUUACGUGUGACCUUUGUGACAACCCCACCCAGCAAUUCUGUAACAACUGCCAAGUCAGUUUACGCGGGGACUGUAUAAAUAAACAUGUAGACAGUCUGAGGUCUCAAACACAUGAUAUUGUUCCUUUCACGGACAGGGAAGAGCGGCUGGUAUUCCCCUCCUGUCCUUCACAUCCAAGACAAAGAUGUGAGGGGCACUGCCAACAGUGUGAUGUCCCUGUCUGCUUCAAAUGCCUCACAGGUCCCCACCGCGGCCAUGCUGUCAAAGACAUGACAGAUAUUGUGAAACAGAUAAAAGAAGAAAUCAAGAAAGAAAUGGAGGAAACUGAGAGUUAUAUUUCAAGGUUUUCCAUAGGUGAAGCAAAAAUUGAUGAAAAUUUAUCCAAGCUGAAAGAAAAUUUUGAAAAAUUGGAGAGAGAGGGAGAAAAUCUGAGAAAAAUAUGGCAUGAAGAGGUGGACAACAUUUUCAACACUUUAACAUCCACCAUUAGGACAAUGAAAAAUAAAAGACUCGGAGCUCUCAAAUCUCACCAGUCAUUGCUACAGGAUUCCGGACCAAAAUUAGCACAUAUAAUGACAGAAAACAAGAAAAUCUUGAAGUCUAACAAAGUUAUUGAUGUUACAAGUUACAAAUCAAAACUGAAGGAAUUUACAAACAUUCCUACAGAUGUCAAUACAAGGACCCCUGCCUUAAAUAGCAACAUACUUAUGGGGAGCGAACUCAGCAUAGAGUUAGCAGAAUACAAAGCUACAUUAAAACAAACAUCCAUAUCAAGUCUUAAAGAUGAAGUCUCUUUUUUAUCUGUAAGAAAAUUAUUGGAAAAAGCUAAAGUAAUUGCUAACAUUCCAUCUGGAAUAAAACCUUUAUAUUCAGUUUCCUGUGUUGGAACUGAUGAAGCUUGGCUUAGAUGUGAAGGUAGAACCCUUAGACGUAUAGAUAUACAUGGAUCCGUAAAGGACGAGGUUAUCACCGAAUGUGUAGGUUGUCCUGCUGACAUUUCAGUGACCAGACGGGGGAACUGCUUUACAGUGAUUACUUUAGCAGAGCUGUAAAUAUUGUCAGACAGGGAAGGAUAGAAACACUGAUCACUUUAUCUCAAGGAUGGCAUCCAUGGAAACUUUGCUGUGCUACAUCAAGAGACAUAAUAGUUUGUAUGUGUACUCCUGAUGAGAGAUGAGAGUCAUUAUAAAAUUGUUCGCUUUCAGGGACAGGCAGUAACACAAGAAAUUAAUGAAGACGAAAGCGGACAGCAAAUUUUUAGAGGUAUGGAAUUAGGAGUUGUGGAGGAAAAUAACAAUGGUGACAUUUGUUCCUUUGAUUUUCAUGCUAAGACAGUGAUAGUGGUGGACAAGAUGGGAAAGGUCCGAUUUCAGUACGACGGUACGCCAGCCAAGA